Messenger RNA from Harpia harpyja (harpy eagle), 1507 nucleotides. It is a transcript of the gene PDZD9, whose product is annotated as PDZ domain containing 9. The transcript has 5 exons. Bases 206 to 1090 code for a protein of 294 amino acids. NCBI's taxonomy places the organism in Eukaryota, Metazoa, Chordata, Aves, Accipitriformes, Accipitridae. The record is from RefSeq and is a predicted model, not a curated record. Gene Ontology annotation, molecular function: protein binding.
UACUGUCAUUCUGGCAUGGGAAUGCUGAACUAAAUUAGUUUAGCAGCCCCCACAUCUACAGGUACUUGAAAAACAUCUAAUACCUUACAUAUGUUUUUUUCCUUCUAACAGUGAAUACCCACCUGUUUUUUCCAGAGCAGCAUAAGUGGUCUUUACAGAACAUAUUGGGAAGCCAAGCGGGCAAUUGUCUGUGCUGUUUAUUUUUAUGCCAUCAUGGAGCAGUAGCACAUUUCCAAGAUGCUCACCUAGGACACACCUGCCUAGGAGUUUUGGCUCCAUAGAAAAAGCUCUUCGUCUGGACUCGAUGGAACAUACACAGUCUUCACCAGCAGUUGGGGAUGAAGCUAAGAGGCAGUUGCCAGCACUGGAAAACAUCUCUCAGCACACACUGAUUGCAGCAUUGAAGGCAAAUAUUAGGAUGGGUGAACAAGGAUUGGGUCUCAUAAUCAUACAGAAUGGGCCAUAUCUCCAGAUAACAAGCCUUGUUGAGAAAAGCUCUGCAGCUAACAAUGGAAAGCUGAAACCAGGUGAUGUUCUAGUAAAAAUUGGACAUGCUAAUGUUUUAGGAUGGACUCUGCGAGAGCUUAGGCAACUCCUGCGCAAUAUUCCUAUAGGAACUACUCUACAAAUCAGAGUUUACAGAGAUUUUGUUGAAGUACCUCAACACUGGCAAAGUGCAGUUGAAUUAAUUCCUGAAGUAAAGCUUCCUGUGAUGACAGCACACAUGAACGAAGACACCGAGGACGAAGACGACACCGGGUCCAGUAGCGAUGAUGAUGUAGACUUGGAAACUUUUCACUAUAAAUCUUCCCAGCCAUACUGUUGUGAGUUCACUCAUAAGUUACCAUCAAUACCCAAAAUUUGGCAGAUAUCCGAUACAGGCCAGACACUUAGAGUAGGCACAGACACUGUUUGUGAUGCUGUACUUCACGAUGAUGUUGACGCAUUGUGCAGUCGUAAGUUUGAUGCUAGUGGUGUUAGACCUCCUUCAUACCGGGCUAUGGAAAACAAUGAGACCAGUUCCUCUUCCCCCUGCCCUUCUGUAUCAGAUACAUCCUAUUUGGAAGGAUUUGCCGUUGUUUCAGAAUAGCUCAAAACUUCUUCAAAACCUAGAUUUCUGAAGUUUUAUCUGUUUUCUUUUAAUAUAUGCCUAGACUUCAAAAAAACCUAAAUGUCCUAAGAUAUUUGAAAUCAUAUAUUAGCUAUAUAAAGCUGUUUUAGCAAUGCCUUCCCACCCCUCAAAGAUGUCUAUCAAUGCUACUUGUAGAGAAGACAUUCAGAAACAUGAGCUCUACUAGCCCCAGACAAGUAGCAGUUGCAAGCUCUAAGGUCUUAUAUUCAUCUUUGUUUGAAGGUAAGUUUCUUCAUUUACUUGAUCUAAGGAUCAUGGAGUUAGUUUAUCAAGAACUUCCUGAACGUACAAGAAUACAUGGACAACUAGUGGCAAUUACAGUAUUUGUCUGCAUCACAGUAAUCAUUUUUGAUAUAACUAUUUUUUACAUUGACU